Messenger RNA from Botrytis deweyae, 837 nucleotides. RefSeq lists its product as uncharacterized. Lineage: Eukaryota; Fungi; Ascomycota; Leotiomycetes; Helotiales; Sclerotiniaceae. The record is from RefSeq and is a predicted model, not a curated record. The transcript is spliced from 2 exons. Bases 1 to 837 code for a protein of 278 amino acids.
AUGGUUUGGAAAAUCUGCCCCAAGCCUAAAAAGCAGAACCAAGAGGCUAUGUCUAAAUCACCGGGAACUGAAUUGGUUGCAGUUACCAAUAAUGUUGUCCUAACCAAAAAGAGCGAAUUCGAAGGGUUCCCACUCGACAUUAUAAACAUACUCUUCGAUAUACUACUCGAGCGAGAUGAAAUGACUUCCAUCACUUGUCUUGCCCUUACAUGUCGAAACUGCUGGAAUCUCUACCAGGGUAAACCAUGGAAGAGAUUUACUAACUUCGGUACUGACUUCUAUGAAAUACGUUUUAUCGAGUUGAUUGAAACCUGGAUUGGCCCAGGCUACCGUCGUAUUGGCCAUAAUAGUCGGGUUAUUGAAACACCUUUUCUAUCGCGUGCUGUGUAUGGGGACUUUCCAGGAGUGGAGGAAAAAACUUUGGCUUGUCAAUGGCAAGACUACAAGAGAUUGAAUACUCAUGAUGAAGAGACGUAUAAAUUGAUUUAUCAUGUUCCAAAACCUUUCGGUGUGAGCGUGGAUAACUGGUUUCGUCUCGCUGCACGGCAAUUUAAGAAUGAAGUUUUGAGCUGGGAGUCUUGGACUCGCCAGAGGGAGAGACUAGCUGCGUCUUAUCGUCAUUCAAACUUGUACCGUUGGUUACUUUCCAACGGUGGUCAAAAGUGGCUUCUUUCUCACAGGAAGUAUCAGAAGACUGAGAUUUGCAACAAUAAUUCGAUGGCGGUAUUGAUUUAUUUUCCGGAUGAAGGCCAAUCUUGGCCCAUGGAGCCCGAGAAAUCUAAGCCAACUGGGAAGGGAACAAAGGCGCGGAAGCUCUGGAAAUCUGGCAGAUUGUAA